UUUUGACUGCUUCACCUUUAGCUGGAGAGCUACAUCCAGAUGAAUAUGAAGUCGGAAAUGGUGCAGAUCCAGCAGAAUGUGGUGCAGAACCAGACGGCCACGAUGCUGGAGAUUGGGACGAACCUCUUGAACCAAACAGCGGAGCAGACCAGGAAACUGACCGACGUGGAGGCUCAGGUACUCAACCAGACCUCCCGCAUUGAGAUCCAGCUCCUGGAGAACUCUCUGUCCACCAAUAAGCUGGAGAAGCAGCUGCUGAUGCAGACGAAUGAGAUCCACAAGCUGCAGAACCGAAACAGUAUUUUGGAAACCCGAGUCCUGCAGAUGGAGACAAAGCACCUGAUGGAACUGGAAGGGAUCCGGACGGAGAAGGAGGAGCUGCAGCAGCUGGUGAUUCGCCAGAGCGACACCAUCGAGGUCUUGGAGAAGUCUCUCCACGCCGCCAGCGGCAACACCAGCCUGCUCCAACAACAGCAGCUGCAGCUUUUGGAGUCGGUUCAGAAUUUGGUCCAGCUGGUCUCCCAAGGCAAAGUUCCUCCAAAGAAAGAAGACCGGCUGUUCCAGGACUGCGCAGAAAUCCGCCAAUCUGGAAUUAAUCUCAGUGGGGUUUACACCCUCCAUAUCAACAAUCUGACUGAACCCAAGAAGACCUAUUGUGAUAUGGAGACGGAUGGAGGCGGCUGGACAGUGAUCCAGUACAGAGUCAAUGGCAGCGUCAGCUUCCAAAAGAACUGGAAAGAGUACAAACAGGGCUUUGGGGAUCCAGCAGGAGAAUACUGGCUGGGGAACGAGGCAGUCCACCUCUUGACCAACCAGGGAGCCUAUUCUCUGAGGGUCGAACUCCUGGACUGGGAAGGAAAUCGCGCCUACGCACACUACGAAAAGUUGCAGCUGGGAAGCGAGCGUCAGCGAUACAGGCUUUUCUUGAGAGGCUACAAAGGCAGCGCUGGGCAGCAGAGUGGCUUGCCUCUCCAAGGCACGGGCUUCAGCACGCGAGACGCUGACAAUGACAACUGCCGGAACUGCAAGUGCGCGCAGAUGCUUUCUGGUGGUUGGUGGUUUGAUGCCUGCGGACUCUCGAAUCUGAACGGCAUUUAUUACCCGGCGAAGCACAAUAUCCGGAAACUGAACGGGAUCCGAUGGCACUACUUCCAGGGACCAGGCUACUCGCUAAAGGGGACGAGGAUGAUGAUCCGGCCUUCGGGCAGCCCUGAAGGAGCAUAGCGGAGAGACGCCAAGCAGGGCUGCAGUUUCUGUGAGCCAUGGAGAGCAAACCUUGGCACAGGUAACAGGAACUGCCUUCCGGUUUGGACAGGUGGCAGGUGCAGAGAGACUCCCUGAGAAAGAGGCCCUCGCGGCUAGGAAUUCAUGGCUGCGGUUGAACGCAAAGUGCACCAGCUUUCUCUUUCUCCUCCCAGAUGGCGCAGGAAGCUGUCUUUUGUGGGCUUUUGGACUUCCGAGAAAAUGUACGGCGAACUAUUCUGUAUGUUAAAGGCUGAAUCUGCCCGUGAAAAGUGUGUCACGCUAUCUGGCUCGUUUGGGGGCAAGGGGCAAGCUUGUUGGGUAAAUGCAGAAAAAUCUGGUCAGAUUUAUAUUAUGUUGUUGUUGUUGUUUAGUCGUUUAGUCGUGUCCGACUCUUUGUGACCCUAUGGACCAGAGCACGCCAGGCACUCCUGUCUUCC
This is a messenger RNA of Podarcis muralis (Common wall lizard), 1682 nucleotides long. Lineage: Eukaryota; Metazoa; Chordata; Lepidosauria; Squamata; Lacertidae. The record is from RefSeq and is a predicted model, not a curated record.